GAUAUCGGCAGGAACAUCUACACACUGAGAGAUGUGGUGGACGAGAUCCGAGACAAACCCACCAGGAGGAGUUUGGCCUUCCUGCCGUACAAACUCAUCUUUAAAGAACCACACCCCGAACAUGUCAGACACGUGAUGGAGUUCUCUAAGAAGACCGGAGACUACCCGAGUCUUUCAGCCACCGAUAUCAAAGUCCUGGCUCUGACCUAUCAGCUGGAGCUGGAGCACGUGGGCUCCCAACACCUGAGGAAGGAGCCGGAGGUCAAGGUUAACGUUCACAGCACACAGCGCCACCCGGAGACUCCAGUUAAUGUUGCAGGAUUUCACUUCCCCUCUAAGAAACCUGUGGACGCAUCCAGCAGAAGACAAAGUCAACAAGAGACGAACGCUUCAAAACCGACUGACGGUGACGAGUUUAACAGCUUCCAGUUCUGGAGAGAGCAGCUGCCGUCCAUCAAUGACGACCUGCUGGAGUUACUGGAUCCAGUGGAGGUUGUGAGUUUGAGCAACAAACAGAAGCCGACUGUGACAAACGACGGCGACGAGUUCAACAGCUUCCAGUUCUGGCGAGAACCUCUGCCGACCCUGGACGACGACCUGCUGGAGUUACUGAAAGUGGACGAUGUCUCGGUGUCGGUCACAUCGACGCAGGCAGAGAACCAAUCAGACGACGAGGACAAAGAGAACGAGCCUAGAGAGGAGGAGGAGGAAGAUGAUGAUGAGGAUGAUGGAGGCGGUUGGAUCACUCCCAGUAACAUUAAACAGGUGAAGAUGGACUCGGCUGAUUGGACGGCUCCUGCUGAUGUCACCGUCGGAUGUCUGACCACUGACUUCGCCAUGCAGAACGUCCUCAUUCAGAUUGGACUUCACGUCCUGUCCGUCAACGGGAUGGUGAUCAAGCAAGCGAGGAACUACAUCCUGAGGUGUCACGCCUGCUUCAAGACGACGAGUAACAUGGACAAAGUCUUCUGUCCUCACUGUGGAAACAAAACUCUGAAGAAGCUGGCGGUGACGGUCAGCGAGGACGGCAGCGUCCAGAUGCAUUUCUCCAAAAACCCCAAAGUGCUGAACCCGAGAGGACUGAGGCACUCGCUGCCUCUGCCUCAGGGGGGGAAACACGCCAACAACCCCCAGCUGGUGGAGGAUCAGCCCUUCCCCCAGCAGAGACUGUCCCGAAAGGCUCGUCAGAAGAACGACGUCUUCAACCCGGACUACGUGGCCAGAUCCUCGCCUUUCUGCGAGAACGACAUCUACAGCCGAGCGGCCAACCUGCAGAUCAGAGACGGUCAGUGUGGCGGCGGCCGGAGUCGAGCUAACCCCAACACCGCCCGCAAGAAGUUUGUCAAAAAGAAGUGAGGAGCUGACGGACGAUUGGACACGAGGACACAGCGUCACUGCACGUGUGUGAAAUCACAUGUGACGCUGCUGCUCAGCAGAUUUCUGUCAAAUGACCCUGCGACAGAUUCUGCAGAUAAUCAAUACAUCAAACCUCCGUCAGCGUGUGGAGCCCCCUGCUGGUUCUUUCAGACACUGACAUCUGCAACACAAGAAUCAGCUGCUGACCAGCAACUAAAUAACUCAAUACAAGAACUGUUAAUUCCAACAUGGAUCUUAUUAUUAUUAUUAGGUCAAAACCCCCAAUUCAAUAAACUCAAGUAUCAGAUUUUUUCCCAGGAUUUGUUUAUUUUUUUCUGUCUUUGGUCGACUCGGCCUCAUCAACAUGUUUCUGUAUUAAAACCCAGAGAAUGUAAAGUUUUACUUCUGUUGUAGAAUCACAUGUGAAAUUACAGAAUCAUUGAAACUUAGGUGUUGAAGUUUUUUCUCUUUUCAUGAAACUAUGCUAACAGUUUCCCCCUGCUUCCAGUGUUUAUGCUAAGCUAGGCUGAGCAAAGACAAAACAGUUAAAUAACUACAGUUUGUUAAACAAGAGGCCAAAGUUCUGAAGUUUACUUUAUUAAAGUCUCCUGACUCCUUCACAA
Paralichthys olivaceus (Japanese flounder) is the source of this 1979-nucleotide messenger RNA. Lineage: Eukaryota; Metazoa; Chordata; Actinopteri; Pleuronectiformes; Paralichthyidae. The record is from RefSeq and is a predicted model, not a curated record.